AUGGCGGCCGAAUUUACCAUGAGGAGCCCGCUGGAGAAACUACCGUUCGAGGUUCUGGGAAUGAUGUGCGCUUUUCUUCCGCGAGCCGAUUUAAAAGCCCUUCGCCUGGUCUCUCGUGCUUUCGAUGGACCGUCACUAUCGACGCUUUUCAGGACGGUUUACCUGAGAGUGCAUCUUGGGAGCUUUGAGAAGCUUCAGACCAUUUCAAGAUCGGAGAAGCUCAGCAAGCAUGUGAGGUACAUCAGCUACGAUGGUAGAAUCCUGGAUGCUUCUACAGUCAGUCCCGACUUCGCCCACUGGAGGGCCAACACCGCUUGCAGUGGGUUGUUUCACCUAGUCGACACAGACUUUCUUCUGCAGAAAUUUAGCCAAGAAGAACUUCACGAUUUUUACCAAAACUAUUACCAGUUUCUGUCUGACCAACAACACAUGUUGAAGGGCGACAACGAGAACCGUAUGCUUCGAGACGCCUUGCAGAAUUUGCCACGACUAUUGGGUGUGGAAUGCAUGAUGCCGGACCUCUACGAAGAACGGCACCCAUAUGAGCCGCGACCUAAAGUGACAUGGAAUUCCUUGAGCGCCGUGGCGCAGAAGAUUUUGGCGGAGCCUGACAGCAUUCAUGGGGAGCUCGAAUCAGCACGUCAUUUCUGGGCUCUGCUGCAGUCCGCCUGUCUCGCGGGCCAUGCUGAGCGGCUGACGCAUGUUCGCGGCGAAUACAUGGACCUGAAUUGCUGGCAUGAUGCCGCAGCCUCCUCCCUUGCUAAUUAUCACGGGAGUUUCUCGUCUCUGCAACACCUCUCGCUUAUUUUUAGACCUCAUAAGGGAAAUCUCGGCGGAGAAGCCACCCACAUUGUGGCCAUCAUCGCCCGCGCGCCAUCACUGCGCUCUCUCCUUUUGUCCUUCGAAUUUCGUGGCGAAGAUGAUGUUAUGCCUUUCUCCGAGUUGGUCGGCCCCGAUUUGCAAUUGCACCAUCUCCAUAGCCUAUCACUUAAUGGCUUGGCCAUGCCCGAGGCCCAUAUGCGCGACGGUCUAAGAGCGCUUCGCGAAACUCUCCGCUCCCUUGAGCUGGCGUACAUGGUGUUGCAUCCGGGCUCCUGUAUUCGCUUCAUCGAAUUUCUGAGCAAGGAAAUGACCUUGGAUCAUGUGAAAUUUGAUAGCUUCUUUAGCAACUCUUCCGACGAGAGAUGGGUCGUUCGUGAUGAAGACUACGGCCCGUGGCCUGCCUUGGCUAGGGUAGCAGCACGGCAUUCUCGUAAAUUCUUGGUAGAUCGCGUUGAGCGUUUUAUUACAGGCCGUGGUAAAUAUCCCAAUCCCUUCACCCCGCGGAAGAAACGAGGCGGUGACUUGGAAAAAUACGGCUACAGUUUACCAUGGGCAUUUAAGCAAGACAAGUCAUGGUAUCACUCAGACACUUUGCAGCUUGCUGGGAAAUGGUAA
This is a messenger RNA of Metarhizium robertsii ARSEF 23, 1437 nucleotides long. Its product is annotated as F-box domain, cyclin-like protein. Bases 1 to 1437 code for a protein of 478 amino acids. The record is from RefSeq and is a predicted model, not a curated record. NCBI's taxonomy places the organism in Eukaryota, Fungi, Ascomycota, Sordariomycetes, Hypocreales, Clavicipitaceae. The transcript has a single exon. Gene Ontology annotation, molecular function: protein binding.